AUGCAAAAGCUUCUGAACAAAACCUUUAGCUCCGAGGACGAUGAGUUCCUGAUGGGCCUGCUAAAUGCAGUCCAGAAGGGUACUGCCACAGACUACACCAAGGCCCACGGGUUCGAUUUCAAAGAGAUCAAUUGGCGCAUUAUCAAAGAAAUGUCCAAGCCUGGGCCUUAUUUCGAUCUUCGGAUGGUUGGGGUGGACGGGGACCCCACCGACUCGAUCAAAGUCAAGGGAGGCUUGGUCACCUUUUCGACCAAAUCCCAUCAUCAAUUUGAACUGUCUUUUACGGGAUCUCAGAUGCUCGGAGAGGGAAAGUCCAACCCGUCCUUUGCUGGUCACUGCACUGCUAGCGGAGUGGAUAGUAGGGUCUCGAUCACUGGGCGCAAGUUCUACCUAUGGGGUGACGUCCAGGAUCGGGGGGAUGAUGAGAUUGACCACAGCGCGAAGGGAAGUAAAACAGUCACCGAGCAUAAGUUAACGGCAGUUGAAAAUGCACGAGACGAAGCCGCCAUCAACUCGCUCGCCGUGGCGAUUGACUUUAUGAGCACGAAGUAUACCCCUCCCAAGGAUAUUAUGUACCUGGCUGCAGUGGAUAAAGGAGACCUCUAUCUAGAAGGCAUCCAUAUUACCGCGACGUUGUUGGGAAUUGGAGUGGGGGGGCUUAUGACGGGGAUUACAGGAGCUAUCGCCGGAGCUCUCGGCGCCCAGUCAUCUCGAGUGAUCUCGGCGGCCGUGAAAACAAGAUAUCAGACCAAGCAAAUGCGAAAGAUGAAGGAUUACAUUGCGAUCAAACCGGUGAGCUUGCAAGGAUGGCUGAAUGAAAAGGUGGAGAUGUUCGUCAACACGUAUUCUAGAGACAACCUAGAGCGCUCGGACAUGGUCGACGAUGUUGUUGGAAAAAUAGAGACCGAGUACAAGCUCGAGGCUAGUGGCCAGUUGAGAAAAUGGGUUAGAAGGAAGUUCUCGAAGUUUCGCCAUCUCUUCAAAACGGAAUAUAACAGCACGUUCGAUACAGCUGUGGCGGAUAAGUUCAAGAAGGAGGUAUCAGCUCCGUAUCUCAAGGGACUUAUUGAGAGGCAGCGAGACGAGAGACUCGUCACCAAAGACUUGCCAACAGAGAUAGCGAAGCUACAAAAAGAGCAGGAAAAAAUGGAGGCACGGAAGAGAAAGGAGCUGGAAGAUGCGGGCAAAUUGCCCAUUGGCGAGCAAAACCAAAAGAGAGAAGAAAUUCGCAAGAAAUACGAGGCUGAUCGGGAAAAGAUUGAGAGGAGACUCAAAGACAACAGCGAAAAGACAAUCGAGCUGAAGCAAAAGGAUCUAGGAAAAGACAUGAAUGGCAUGGUCAAGGAUUUGCAGAAGGAAGCCGAGGUGCGUCGCCAGAGGGAAGCAGAAGCCCAGAAGGAAAGACGUAGGAGGUGGAGGGUAUAG
Messenger RNA from Aspergillus affinis, 1425 nucleotides. RefSeq lists its product as uncharacterized. Bases 1 to 1425 code for a protein of 474 amino acids. The transcript has 2 exons. The record is from RefSeq and is a predicted model, not a curated record. NCBI's taxonomy places the organism in Eukaryota, Fungi, Ascomycota, Eurotiomycetes, Eurotiales, Aspergillaceae.